UGUCAACUGAGCAUGGUUCUGGAUGAGAAUAAUCGUCUGGGCGCUGAUUAUAUGGCUGUGAGGAUUCGCAUAUUCUCUGGUGUUCUUGCUCUGGAUUAGGAUUUUGAUCUAUCUUUGUGCAGCCUAUUGCCUUGGGCUUCAUCCUUUGAGUGCUUUGGAUGAAGCAUGGCUCCUUGAUUCGAAAGUGAAUAAGUGUCAGCCAGUUUGAUAUGUCACUUUUGAUAAGAACGAUGCUAAGGCUAUCAGAAAUGCCAUUCUUGAAAGACUUGUGGGGAAUUGUGUCAGGUUGAGGUGCUGCAUCACAAGAUUUUUAGGUCAUAACUUUAUGAAAGAGCUUCCAAGAGAAGAAAUUGAAAAAUGCCUUGAAAUUCUUGACGAGAAUGAACACCAUCUACACACAGAAAAAGACCUUGGAGACUUUCUUUCUAAAACAAUCAACGAUCCGAUUCCUCUUUCGACUCCGCAAUGGAGAAUGUGGCUUUAUGAGAACUACAGUGAAACUCAAUCUGCUCUUUUAUUUAAAGAGCAUCAUGUAAUGGCAGAUGGUCUUGGGAUUCUUGAGAUUAUCUUAUUGAUUGUUGAUGAAUUCAAGCCAGAAGCAAUCAUUGACUUCAGACCAACCAGUUGGCUCAAACAAAUGUUUCUUUACCUUAUAUCUCCUUUGUUCAUAUUCUAUUAUCUGAUUCCUAUCUUGUGUAAAAGAAGAGAUAGAUCCUCAAUAACAAAUGUUCCCUUAAGUGGAGAAAGACAAUUCGCUAUAGGAAAAAGAUUCUCCCUUGAAGAUAUGAAGAGAUCUUCUAGAGAUCUAGGAGUUUCUAUGAAUGACCUUGCUGCUGGAGCUUUAAGUAGAGGAUUGGCUGAAUAUUUGGCAGACCAAAAAGAUAUAGAUCAUUCAAAAACAUUAACUGCUAUGGUUCCUGUCAAUCUUAGAACAAAGAAGGUAAGAAAGCCGAGCGAUGUUAAGCUGCAGAAUAACUUUACUCUUGUUUUACUUGAUUUUAAGAUGGGUCAAACUCUUGAAGAUGAAAUUAAGAGAGUCAACAGAUUGAUGAAGAAAGCUAAAAGCUCCAUUAAGCCACUUACGACAAUGUUUAUUCAACAGCUUAUCAUCAGGUUCCUUCCUUUGUUUAUCACAAAACCACUGAUGGAUUAUACUGCAGGUAAAUGAACUCUAGCUUUUUCGAAUGUUCCUGGAUUCAAAGAGGAUCUUACAGUGCUAGGGAGCAGAGCAAAUGAGUUGCUCUUCUUCACUCCAUGAAUGAGUAAGAUUGGAGUAGGAGUCUCAAUGGUCAGCCAUGUCGACUACUUUAAGAUGGGAAUAUCAGCAGACACCAAUGUUGUCAAAGAUCCCUACUUAUUGCUGGACAAAAUAGAGAAGAACAUCCAGAAAUGAAUUAACUUGGAACUCCAUAGUGACGAAACUUUCUCUCUCCCAUAACCCAUCCCAUGAUCCUAUUUUCAAUUUUUUGCCAUAA
Molecule: messenger RNA, 1475 nt
Organism: Moneuplotes crassus
Lineage: Eukaryota; Ciliophora; Spirotrichea; Euplotida; Euplotidae
Source: the annotation of a GenBank genome assembly